Molecule: messenger RNA, 870 nt
Organism: Didymodactylos carnosus
Lineage: Eukaryota; Metazoa; Rotifera; Eurotatoria; Philodinida; Philodinidae
Source: the annotation of a GenBank genome assembly
AUGUUAAAACCUAUCCAAAGUCAAACAACGACACUCUGCUAUUCAAAUUUGACAUGGUUAACGACGAAAGUUCAAGCAUUUAAACAGCUGCCCGUAACUACAGUGGUGAAACCAAGCUUCAUGCUCAUCGAUGAUAAUAAUUAUUUAGUUACAUUAAGUUAUUAUGGAAAUCUCACACAAAUGGACAGAAAUACUUUGAAUGUCAUUAGUUCAACAGUGCUUCCCUCAUUUUGUGCAGGAUUAGGUUAUAAUAAUGGAUACUACUACAUCGGUUGCGAUUCACCUCGUAUAAUCUAUGUUUAUUCCUCAAAAAACUUGACCCGUGGUUCUCUGGUGAAUAUAACAACGACUGGUAAUCCACGUGAAGUUAAGUUCAUUCAAAAUUCAACAAUAAUGAUCGUAGCAACUGAAUAUACACAAGUUCUUUCAUUUUAUCGUGUUUGUGCACCGGGUUCGAAUUAUUCAUUCAUGUAUUCCGUGCCAGCACCAAAAACGUCUCCAUAUAGCCUGUAUAAAAUCAAUGAUACAUUCCUAUAUCUGAUACAUUAUUAUAAUUCAACAUCGAUUUAUAAAAUGAUCCUGUCAGGGAACAACAGUAACUGGACAUUUGUCCCGCUGCCAAACACGGCCACAUCUCUAAAAUUUCCAGUGCAAAUGGCCAUUGACUUCUGUGGACGAAUCUGGUUCGCUAUCUAUGGCUUGGGCGUGAACAUCUAUGAUCCGACGGGAUCGAUACUUCUUGCUACAUGGCCGGUGUCGACUGGAGUCAACGGGAUUCUAAUGGUGGAUAAUUAUGAAUUAUAUCUGGCUGACUACGACAAUAAUCAAUUACUGCAUUUCACACCUAAUUUACAAUGUUCACUACCAUAA